CAUCGUCCUGUUUGAUUUUGUCAUAUGGUUUAUUUUGACAGAGUGUUGUCAUUCCGCGCAUGCUUAUUUUAAACCAGGGUAUCCAAACGCAUACAGUAUACAAAUGAAUACAAUUGGUUGCUGCGUCACCUCGAAGAUCUGGACAAUUUUACUUGAGUAUAAUAAGAGAAGCGCAGGCUUACAAACGUAAAUGAACACUGAAUUUUGAGGUGUACAGGCAGUUUUGUUUUCAGUUGAAAGUGUACGAAAGAUGGCGCCAUUGUGUUUAUUCUUUCUCGCCUGCUAUUUCUAUCCGUUACCUGCUGUUUCAGUUGAUAUUAAACUAUUCGGCGCAACCGUGCAAUUUUCAGGUCAAAAUUCGUGUUUCAAGGCUGAUGAUCAGUCAAGAGGCUGUAAAUGCGACACAGUGUGUGUAAAGUAUCAAGAUUGCUGUCUUGAUUAUGAAAUAUGGCAAGCGUCAAUCUCCAAUUUUUCAGUUGAUGGGAAAAUAAGCAAUACAAGUAUUUCAAAUUGGAAGGAUUUUAUUGACUCGAUCAAUCCACAAAGUGAGUCGUUGAGUGUAGAUUUAUUCCCUGAAACGUUGAACAAAAUUGAAAAUCUGGUUAUGGGGAGAAAGAAAAAUCUUGUGGAAUUCAAGUGCGAGGCUAAUAUAGUCAGUUGUAAGAACACUACAUGUAACGUGCUUAACAAGAUUAAAAUACUAACAGUUGGAAGUUGCAACAAACAGCAUGACUAUAAAGCCUGCGCAGUUGGUGAAUCUGAUUUUCUUGUGUAUGAUAAGCUUACAGAACUAGUUUUCAUAAAUGAGUACUGCGCGCAGUGUAAUUCCAUUGACCCCAGUCGUAUUAUACCAUUCGUAAAAAUCUUCAAUUUUCAGGGUACAGGCCUAAACGACAGAUUUUUGAACGCCUUAGAUCUUGAAGAUACAAACAAGACAAUGCAGAUUAUAGAAAAUGCGAAUCCUUACAAGUAUCAAGUUUUACCACCGGACAUAGGGUACCGUCUUUGUGAACCAAAAAUAUAUGCGUGUGAUCAGCCAAAUAACGGUAGCGACUUAUUAAAUCAAGCUUGCCUAGCAUAUCAAGAUUAUAAUAAUCCUAGUUGCUUUGUCAACUCACUUUGUGAAUAUUGUGCUAAGCCUGAAUGUUCUCCUGAUUUUAAGUCUACGUCUCAAUUACAAAUAUCUAUUGCGAUCUUCAUAGACAGUACCGGAGGCUUGACGACCGUGUAUCCUACUACCCCAGAUGAUAAAUUUGAUACUGAUGAUGUUGUAUCGCUGAUGUAUAAUAAUAGCUUACCUUUUGGUGAAAAUAUCACAAACCAAGACCCCACUUUUACCGCCGACCUAAAGGAAGGCGUUACUGCUGUAUACCUAGAUAUUUCAUUCGCUAUAACUUUGACAGGAACCAUUUUGUCAAUCAUCAGUAUCGUAAUAGCUCUUUUGACAUUCUAUUUUUUUCCGUCGAUGCAGAAUACGUCAGGCUGGAUAAAUAUUCUUCUGUUGAUUACAAUCUUGCUCAGAUGCUUUUUGUACCUUUUAUUGUUAAUUGACAAGGAGAUUCCACCUGCUUGUAGGGCAGUAGCCAUUGCUCAGCAUUUCGGCCUUCUUUGUACUUUUUGCUGGAUUAACUGCCUCGGUUUGAAUAUAUUCCUCUCUACGAAGUCUAAACCAGUAUUUUCAAAAAAUGUGCAGAAAAAGUUGUUCUGGUAUUAUUGCCUGUACUCGUUUUGUACUCCAGCACUGAUUGUUAUUUGCUGUGUUGCAGUGGAGUACUCAUCGAUAGAGGUCGCUACAAUAUACGAAUAUACUAACUGUUUUUUGACGAAUAAAGCGAUUAAAUUGGCCUUCAUUGUACCAAUUUCUGUAAUGAUGCUCGUUAACGCAACAUUGUAUGCGAUUAUAAUAAGAAAUGUUAAGAAGAAAUCACAUGUGAAAAAAGAAGAAUCUGCUGGUGCAAAGAAUAAGAGACGUAGAUUUGAAUUCAUCCUAAGCAUUAAGAUUAUGCUCGCAUUUGGAUUAUACUGGCUCUUUGGCAUCAUCGCAACAGUUAUCGUUGAAUUACGACAAGGAGAAACAACAACUGCCAGUUUGGUGUUGAACAUGUUAUUCGUGUUUACGGGCUCCAUGCAAGGUGUGUUUGUGUGCGUCGCAGUUGUUUUUAACAAAAGGGUCGUAAAUAUGUGGAGGCAGAAACUAAAAAUACCAAAACCGAAAAUGCACGCACGUUUGAAAAUGGAGGAGUAAUUUUAAUGCGAAUGAAGUUUGCCCCUGACGUGUUAUCGUACUGAAUGCUCAUCAACGAGUUCCAAAAUGCUUGCGAAAAAACUUUUUUUUAAAAUGUUCAAUGGUCAUAUAUUUAUAUACUGUAGUGCCUUCCACAGAAAACCGUCUCAAGGCGCUUCGC
Messenger RNA from Anneissia japonica, 2405 nucleotides. RefSeq lists its product as uncharacterized. Gene Ontology annotation, biological process: G protein-coupled receptor signaling pathway; cell surface receptor signaling pathway. The transcript is spliced from 4 exons. Gene Ontology annotation, molecular function: G protein-coupled receptor activity. The coding region runs from base 251 to 2245 and encodes 664 amino acids. The record is from RefSeq and is a predicted model, not a curated record. Gene Ontology annotation, cellular component: membrane. Lineage: Eukaryota; Metazoa; Echinodermata; Crinoidea; Comatulida; Comatulidae.